UCCGUUGAGUCGGCACGCGCUGCGUUUAAAUUUAGAAUUGCCGCUCGAAAUCGAGACGCCGGGAAAUGUUAAAUUUUUGGGCGUCAUCAGUUUUUCCGUGUGUGUUUGUGUCCACGUAAAAUUUGUGUUGUGACUUGACUUAUGCGGUGACGGGCAGGCCGAGAGCGAAGGGCGGCCAGGCGAAGCCGGCGACAUGGGCAACUCGUGCAGCUCAGGGCAGGCCCACAAGGAUAAGGACAAUUUGUCACAACACUCAGAAGAGUACACGUUGCCAUCCGAGAAAGCAAAAAAAUCCAACAGGUCGCCCUCGUACCGCGUCACCAAGCCAUCGGUGGACGCGAGCGCGGAGCAGCCGCCGCCGCCGGCGCACCACCUACUCGAGCCCACCCCCUCCAUCAAGGACAAGAAGCCUCAGCUCAAGGGACCAAGGCCGGUUGGCUCCAGCGUCUCAGAUUCUAUCUCGCUGUCGUCGCCGGUGGCGUGCGCUUCCCCCCGCGAGGAUGUGGAGGGUCCACCGAUGCCGGCCAACGUGGCGGCGCUGCCGGACGAGCACCGGUCCUACCUCCUCGGCCGGCUGCCCAGCCAACGCGCCCGGCGACGGCGGGCGAUGAUCGUGUACGUGUGUGCUGCUGACUCACAAGAUUGCUGUGCCGAAAAAGGUGCGCUUCAAUGUGGUGCGGCUGCUCGGCUGAGAGUUCGCGCCCGGCGGCGUGGAUGGCGCAUCCACGUCGCCGACUUACAUUGGCGGUCACCGCUCGAACAGCAGCGGGAUCAUCGGUUCCCUGUAUUGUGUAUUGCAGAGCUAGCUCGUCAAUCAGAACUCGGUGCUGUGGUGCCCGUACUGUUCCUGAACUCGGGACUGGGCACGCCACUGUUGCCUCACACACUGGAGUGUGCAGACUUUAAGGCCGCACUCGAAGCCGCUGAAGACGAAAAUGAUAAAGCACUCUUAAAUAAAUGGUACAGUCUAGAUGCAAGCACAACUCCACCGUGCUAUCGGUUGGUGAGAGGGGCACCAGCGCGCUGGCGUCGCGAGAUGGCCAAAACCCUCAAUGUCCUGGUCAGAACGCUACCGCAAGAGGCUUGUGAUGCUUACCUCACCACCGUUGUGGAGCAGGAGGUGCAACACACGGUGUUGCUGAGUGUGGAAGCAGCACGACGCUGCGUGUGGGUGUGCCGCGCGGGCGCUACAGCGGACCCGCCGCCGGAAGGUGCUGAUGCCUCCGCCGCCCAUCACCAUGAGCUGCAGCGACGGCUCAACAACCUCCAGAAAGACCUUAAGCUCCACCUGAGCGAGAGGAACAUAAUCCGCGCCAGUAUCCGUGGCCGGUCCGCGCCCGGCGGCGAGGACGAGUACACGGAGGGCGUCCGCUCGGCGCUCGGCGAGCGGCUCGACGCGCUGCUCGAUACGCUCAUCGCCGAGAACGAAGUGCCCGCCGGAUAUAAUGGCAUACCUACCAGUUUAUUCGACGAAAUCAACGAGCAUCUGUCGUUUUGUCAAAAGGCAGCGCAGUGCACGUCCAACAGGGAGAUCACACUGAAUGAGCUCAAAACAUACAUGACGGGGGAUAGCAAUGUGCCGCUGGCGCUAAUAGGAGGCGCUGGCUGCGGUAAAGCCACACUAGUGGCACGAGCGGCCAGCCUCGCGCCCGCCUGCCAGCAGGACCUCGCGCUCAUCAUCAGAUUCGUGGGUUUAACCUCACAAUCAAGUAGCUCGCAUUUAUUGCUAAAAUCUAUUGUGGACCAAUGUCACGUUUUGCAUACAGGCACCGUAUACAGGGGACGUAAUGAUGUACCAUCUCUGUCAGCUACGCUGACGCGUUUAUUAUCAGCUUUGGGGCGCGCACGACCAGUUCUAUUAGCGGUGGUUGGAGCGGAUGCGUUGAGAGGCGCACGCUGGCUACCUUCGCGGCUACCUGAUAAUGUCAAAAUGAUUGUCACUGUUACUGAAGAAACCGACGAACCAUCUAGUUCUGCAAUCAUGGCAGUGCUCUCGUCUGAAGAUGGACCAAAAGUAGUGCGAGCUCCUCCGGUAGGACCCGAAGAGGCCAAAGCAGUUCUUACUGCUUGUGCCGCUACUUACAGCAAGACGGGAGCAGCAUCGCCACCUGAAGCUGCAGUGAAAGCUGUACAAAAAUGUACCCUACCACUUUACGCCAAGAUCUUAGCUUGGCAAAUAUCACUCUCGGCCGAGACCUUCACUGAGCAGUCUGAACCUGAAACAGCACCUGAACUAGUCAUCUGUGAGGACCUGGAAGGUCAACUGACCCAAAUCCUAAUAACGACAGAAGCGGCACUUGGAGCUGAGAGAGUGAAGAACUGUUUAGCCUUACUGACAGCAUCACGGAGAGGACUAGAUGACACGGAAAUAUUAGAUAUGUUAGCACAUGAUGAACUAUUUAGAAGCGAAGAAACAUAUUUGCCGUGGGCGCCGGCGUCGCUGUUCUGGCCGCAGCUGGCGGCGCUGCUGGCGCCCUGGCUGCGCUGGGGGGCCGGCGGCGCCGCGCGCUGGCGCGACCAGGCGCUCGCGCAGCACGCGCGCGACCGCUACCUCGCCGACUGCGAGCCGCGCGUGCGCCGCGCCCUGCUGCACUACUACGAGGGUGUGUGGUAUAAAGAAAAUGAUCCUAAAAUGGCGGGACGUCUGAUAUCGCAGGAGAACAAAUUUUCUGAAGAAUGUUACAACACUCGGAAACUAGACGAGAUACCCUAUCAACACUAUCACCUGUACAAGGACGAACCAGAAACAUUCGCCAACCAGCCUUACUUCACGGACUUAUCUUACGUAUACGACAAAUUAGCCGCCACAGACUGCAGCCACUUCCUCGAAGAUCUGGACUUAGUCCACAUAGACCCUCAACCGGAACAUAUACAGUUACUCAAAGAGGUGUUCGAAGUACACUCGUACGCUUUGGACUACGACCAUAGACAAUUUUACGGUCUUCUGCGAACGACGAUGGAGAAACGACAAAGAGAAGGGAUACCAAUCAAAAGUGAGAUCGUUCAGAACUGGUCCAAAGAGAUAUGGGAGCCACCAGUGCCAACAUUCUAUCCCGCAAACGAGGGCUUCUACAAAAUCGUCGAGAAUAAAGAAAAAAGAGACUUGUCUAUGGUGGAAGGGUUUGAUAGUAAGACGUACGAUCUGAUUGUACGAUUCGACACGAGAGGGAAGUUUGUGGCGACGAUUUCCACGGAGCGAGAGGAGAUAUGCGUUUGGGAUGUCACCAAGUGCCAACUAGUGAGGAAGCUGGUGGGUGUGACGCAUCCUAUAAAUCUCGUCCCCAUAGACGAGUACAGAUGUGUGGUGCUAUGCCGCAGGGAAUUAAGGGUGUACGAUUUAGAUCAGGGCAAAUUCUUAGUUGCAUUAAAAGGAGUUAUGAACCAAAAGAUGCCAUACUACGGACUGCACGACAGCAAACACCUCGUCGCGCUCUCUAGAAAUAGGAUGUAUGUCAACUUAAUGAAUAUUGAAAGCGGCGAUUGCGUUACGACAUUCAAAGCUGGAGAAGAUAGAUUUCUCAAUUCUUUAUUGGUGUCGGGCGAUGGAAGAAUCCUUGUAUGCGGUGACGAGACCCAGAAACCUUUUCCACUGCUGGUUUGGUCACUGGCGUCGCGCAAGCUGCUCUACGACCUGCGGAUACCGCAUCACGACUUCAUCACCUCCAAGGCUGCCAUCACUUACGAAGGUUCCUAUGUGUGCGUGGUGUCCAGAGAACUAGACGAGCCCAGUCCAAACUUCAUCGUGGUGUACGACUUGCAAUCGGGAACGUUAUUCAAGAAGUGGAAGCCGGGGUGCGACACUGUGGCGCUCGCAAUCAGCUCGGUGGAUGGGUGCGUGGUGUCAGGUCUGGCUGACACUAGAAUACUCGUCUGGGACCUGGUCACUGGCAACUGUCGGCUGACGCUGCGCGGGCACGUGGCGGCGCCGUCGCUGCUGCGGCUGGCCAAGUCGGGCGGCGUGCUCAUGUCUGCCGACCACUCCUGUCGGGACCUCUCCGUCCGCCUCUGGGACCUCCACGCAGGCAAGUUAAUCGCUGUAUACACGCCACCGGAACGAAUCACGUCGUGCGAAGUAUUACUCGGCGGAUCAGUAUUGGCCAUCGCCCUGGAGAACUUCAAGGAGAUACUGUGUGUCAAGUUGGAAGGCCCACUAGUGGACUCAGUGAAGGCUGGCAGGGAGUGCGAGUACGACGACAAGGGCUACGGUGACGAGGGCAGCGAAGGGAAAACAUUCUCCGUGAGGGGCAGUGAAGGCUGCUGAUAAUAACUUAUUAAUUAAUCAUUUAAUAGUUGCGUGACUACAUUUGGCUCCGUUUAAUCAUUACGAAAAUUAAUAUACGACCCGCCUCUUAAAUGUCAAAUGUCAAAUUUUGACAUUUCAUUUCAGCCAUAUUCAAAUCUGUCAUAUUUCUUUCUAAGUCCUUUUUUUAACAAUGUUUUUAAGCUUAUUUAGUUACUACUACUACCACCUAACCGUAUUUCUUUACAUAAAUUUGCAAAAAUGUUUUCCUUAUUUCCAAUUGAAACAAUGAAAAACUUUUAUGUUAAAAUACCUAGAUACCUAGUUAAAAUGGUGUUAUGAAUAGACGACCUACAGAAAGAUUUACGAUAGCACCUAAUGUUCAUGUCUGUAGAUGGUGGUUACCUAUCACUUUCCAUGGGAUGGGUCGCUUUCUUAUUUGCUAUUUUUUUACCAAUAAAACAGUAUCGAUCAUAUCUUUAGUACCUAAUCAAAGUUUUAAAUUCUUUUAGGUUUAUUAUGUGAUAAUGGCGGGAAAAUCGAAUUUCGCAUAUCUACAUUGAAUAUUUUGAAUACUUUUAAUAUAUGUAGAUAGAAGACUUGGUUAAAUGUGGUCACGAUUCUAAAUUAUAACAAAAUUAUGAAAAUUAUCUUAAUAAAAAUCCACUGAGCGUUUUCAUCACCAGAAUGAAUCAUAGAAGAAUAACAAAUCUGUUAAAAAAUAAAUGGUGAAUAAUAUGAUUUGUGUCCAUGAUUUUUUGGAAUCAAGUGUAUUCAAUAUAAAAAUUAAGACAAUUAUAAAUGGGAUUUUGAUCAUGGGUGAUGAUGAUGAAAAUUGAUUCACUUACAAAAUAUAUAUGUAUCUAGUUACUGUUUUAUAAAUCACCAAACGUCUUUUUCAGCGUGACGAUUUGAACAAAUAUACCUAAGUAAAUAAGUACACAAAAUUGAAACUCUAAAUGGAAUAUUGAUUGAAUUAUUGAUAACAACUUAUCAAAAUACCUAAUAAAAAUUACAAAUGGUUAUAAAAUAUUACGAAAUGGAAGCAAUUUCAUAGUGGCUUAUACCACGAAGAGAGAAUGAAGAAAAUAUGAAAUAAUAAAAAAAAAACAUUAAUGUUUUUGAUCUAUUACGCUUAUUAAUUACAUUAUUAAAUUAAAUUAUAUUUAGUGAGUUCUCUAUCUAUAAUGUUGAUGUUUAGACGUAAUUUUGUGGUGAAAAAUAGAUGUAAGGUUAAAUUAAUUGUACUCAUAAGUCAAUUUUCAGUUUUGUUUUUCAAUAGCUAUCUGCUAAUGUUACUACACAUCAAUAGAACCUUACAAAAUAUUUUGGUCACUUUUCCUUAUAAGAAGAAAUAAACCAUACAUUAACCUAUGCCUUUAUCUAUAUCCAUUGAUCUUAAAAAAAUGCAAUUCGUAGAAAAAAAAAAAACAAAACAUUUUUAAUUUAAAUUCUAAUUUAAUCUGUGGCUCCAAUCAAUAUAAUUGUACAUAAUUAUUAUUUUAAAAUAUAUAAGUACUGUAUAUUUAUUCUUUUACAUCUAACCUAAAUUAUAAAAAAUUUGUACUUAAUACUGUAGUCAAAUAAAUAUAACAAAUAUCGUAUAAUCUCGCGAUAAGUUACGACCAUUUUUGCACCACGUAGAGUAGUUUCUCAAUUUUAAAUUGUAUAUUGUUUCCCGCGCUUUUUUACAGAUUAAUAUCUUCAAAUCACAUACCUAUUCCAAUUAAGUUUACCGUUUUAUUUUAAUAUAAUUUGAACAUGGAAAUGUAAUAUUUUUAUAAGAAAAUAAAUGCAUGCCGACUAAUCAUGCUACGCCAAAAUAUUAAGUGAAAAGUUGAUUAUAAAUUUUAUACCUGCCUUUAUAGUAUUUUUGAAGUACCUGUAAUUUAAUUAUUUCGUUCAACCUAGUCACGACGUAUGGUGUGAGAAUAAUUAUAGAUGCUGGUUCAUCGUAAAAUUGUCUAUUAUUUUAUUGUAAUAUUAAUAUAAUUAAAAUGCGAACUCAACAUUAUAAAGUUGGUAUUAACUAUAAUGCCUCCAUAUUUGUGACCGCUUUGAGAUCGCACAUAUAAAAUUAAAAAAGAUGGAGAUCAUGGUAUCUGUCGAAUUUUUAAUUAAAAAAUGUUUACCUACAUUAGCAAUAAAAACUUGUAUUUCGUAUGUAUAUAUUGCGUAGUUAAGUAAUUUAAUUUUAAAAACUAUUAUAUUAUUAUACUUUAUUAAAUAUAUUAUUAUAAUACAAUUACAUACAUAUAUAUUGUUGUAAUAAGUAGGUACCUAUCUAUAUAAGCAACACAUUUUAUCCAUUUGUCUUCACCUCAACUUCACUCAGAUAUACGAAUAUAUUCAUACUACAUAUUCAUUUGUGUAACCAUGAAAAAGACUUUGCUGUCUCGUUUUAUAUCAUGCUCGCAGUAGCGAUAUCGUGUAUAUCGAUACAUUCGUUUGUCUUUUAUUUAAGGAAAUGGUAUGAUUUACAUGUCACCGCCUGACCGAAGUAAUUUUUCUUUUUUCAUACUAAAAAUAUAUUUCAGCUAACAUAAUAGGUACCUACUUUUGUUUUCGACAGUUACCACUAUAGUUUGCUCCAAUAUGGCGUUACAUAUUCUAAAUGAAAUAGAAAUAAAUAUAUGAAAUAUAGUCAACAUUUAGACACGUUUAAAUUAAAAACAAACCAAAUUAUAGGAACAAUCAAAUUAAGUAAUGUAAAAUGUAUAUGCGAUUAUUUAACUGGAGUAAAUAGGGUUUAUUGGCGAAGUAACAUUCUGUUAGCAAUGUUGUUUAUGGAAAAGAGCAAAAAACUAAUAUUGAUACACGUCCUGGGGCCAUAACAUAUUGUUGAACUAACUUGACGUGGUAUGUGUAUAAAUGGCAACUCAAAUAUACAUCAUACCAUUGAAUCUACUCAGAUCACAAAAAACAAUGUAAUAUGCAAGCAAUUCUUGUACUAUAUGUAUUUUAAUUAUCUUUUAAGUAAACCUACGCCAAUCCCACGCAUUAUGCUUUAACAUUGCCAAUAGAAUUUUACCUCAUGUGUAGACUCUGGAAUCGAAUAAGAAACACUAAGACCAAAAUCUAAUAUUCUACCUAGGUACUUAUUUUUAAAAAGGGAUUUCUCGACAUUUCCACAACAGUGGGGGAUACCUAAAGGUUUUGCCUGAGUGAAAUUUAUUUAUAAAUGUAUUUUGAAAAAUGUGACACUUAUUAUUGUAGUAUAUAAUGACAUGUAACUUUUUAAUUAACACGCUCGUUAUUGUUCGGAAUCUCCUACAGAGCCAACUGUACUAAGACUGUCCUAAUUUUAUUUUUUACCGCCAUUUUCUACUUUAUCAUAAUAUAUAAGCUAUACUUACACAAUUAUAUAUCAUAAAUAAUAUAUUAUAUAAACAUAGGCUAAUUCACGUUUGGAAAUAUAAUAUACAACAAACAUAUUACCGAUUCUGUUAAUAUUAGUUAAAUUAUAAUACCAUUCUCUCCUUCAAUUUUAGCUUACUAUUGUUAUUCUUUAUGAAUGAAUGAUUAAUUUCAUUCAUUCAUUCUCUCAAAAAAAAUUCUAUGUAAUUUGUUUAGUGUAAAUUGCUCUAAGAGCAAAGACUAAAAUAGAAGGAAAAGAACAGAUUAAAUAAAAGCAAGUAAAUAAUAUGGUUGCCUCUUUCCUAAGGCAAGGCAAGGCAAGUAAAAACUAAAAUUUUAUGUGUCAUGAAUAAUAUUUAUAUGGACUUGUUCAAAAGGUGGAUGCGUUUUUAAAUCUAUCUCUUUCUAACACAAUGGUAACUUCAUAAACACGAUGAGCACACGCUAUAUCGAUUUUUGCGUUCCAUAUAUUCCAAAAUCUUUUGAAUUACUGCUAUAUUUAAUUAGACAUUAAUUCCAAUAUUUUUUACUAUCUAUAUACUUUUAUAAGUUUUUGAAACAAAAAAUAAAUACUUAAUAAGUUAUUCAUAUCUCCAUUGCGCAAUAAUAUGUAACAAAAAAAAUAAACUCGAUUUGGACCUGUGCAAAUGAAGGGCAUUUUGUUGGCGUAGGACAAUAUUUUUUUAAAACAAUGAGACGCUAACGAAAACUAUCAAUAUAUUCUAGAAAUAUUAAACAAACAAAUAUGUUAAUAACUUUGAAGAAGUACUUAAGAUUAAUUCAUCAAGUAUUUAUCGUCUGUGGCCGUUGCCAUUUGAUCGGAGGUGAACCUACCAACAUCACUCGUAAAAAUUUAUUUCAUUAAAGCUGUUCAAUACGCAAAUAUUCUUUAAACUACAUUCAAAAUCUUCCAAAUGGGUGAGGUUUAGUAUGAGAAUUGGCUUCGUGUUCUUGCUCCCUGCCGAGAUUGGUACUUUAAUCAGUUGAGAGGUUAAAAUUAAUAUAUAUGCUGAAUAUUGAGUUUUGUCUGCGCAGGUCAUUUAAUUAAGAACCACUUUUUAAUAUUCUAUUUAAGUAACAAUUUGUAAAACAUAUUAUUUACUCUAAAAUUAUAAAUUUUGUUACCUUCCUUAUAAAUCUGCCUAUUAUAUUUAUUACCUACUCAUUAUCAUAGUGUAUAUUCAUUAAUAUUUAAUAAAAAAAAGCACCAUUAUUAGGUUCAUUUUAAUUAUUAAUUUAAAUAGGCCUGUUACAUUAAUAAUGUUUUACUAAAAAAAAAAACUACGCUUAAAAUCAUACUUCUGUUUGGAUAACUUUUACACAAAAAAAUGUCAAAUCCAAACAUUGAGACGGACAUCAAAUGAAUAAAAUCUAUGUAUGUAUUUUAUAUAAUUUGUUUAGAAAUAAUUUAUUUUAUUUAGAUUGUAAUUUGUAGAUGAAACAGGCUGGUCCCUGUAUUACUGAUAUUCUGUAUGUUUUUAUAGUGAAUAAAUCAAUUUGAAAAAUUUAAUAAGAUAUAAUGUAAAAUAAUCGUUAAGGCGAUAGUGUAAUCGAUUGAGCUGUUCAUGUUCAAAUUAUUUAUGUAUUCUGGAAAGUUACGUAAUUACUUGAUGUCCUGAAUAAAUUAUUGGAAAAUUA
This is a messenger RNA of Galleria mellonella (greater wax moth), 9235 nucleotides long. Its product is annotated as NACHT and WD repeat domain-containing protein 2. Lineage: Eukaryota; Metazoa; Arthropoda; Insecta; Lepidoptera; Pyralidae. The record is from RefSeq and is a predicted model, not a curated record. Bases 194 to 4261 code for a protein of 1355 amino acids. The transcript is spliced from 25 exons. Gene Ontology annotation, molecular function: protein binding.